This is a messenger RNA of Symbiodinium sp. CCMP2456, 486 nucleotides long. The record is from the annotation of a GenBank genome assembly. NCBI's taxonomy places the organism in Eukaryota, Dinophyceae, Suessiales, Symbiodiniaceae.
AUGCAUGCCGAAGGUGGUUUGGCUGUCUGCAUUUUUUCCAAAACUGAAGCCGGCAAUGCAGACAAAAUCGUCAAGGACCGAGCGAAGACAUUGUAUCAGCUCUGUGGCCUGCGGGUGGCCCACUUGACCUCAAGUAAGUUGAUCGCCAGAUGCCUGGAAGCCAAGUUUGUCAUAUUCGUGGCGACGUCGAAAGAAGCAGAAGAGGGGCUCAUAUACCAUGCUUCGGAGAGCCACAGCUGUUUGGAUGUGGGCGCUUUCUUGAGCAGACUGCUCGGGAGUUAUGUUGGCGGGCCCAGCUGGCUUGACGAAUGCGUCCGACGUGGCCGACUCUUGCAACCAUUGCUCCAGCUGGCUCCAGCAAUGAAAUCUGAACGACAGGUCGGCUUCGAUGAUUCAUUGCCUCAACAGGCUGCUAUGCUCAAGGUUCUGGCUGCUCUGGAAUCACAUACUAAUUAUUGGAUUUCGCCGCUGGGUCAUUCGAUCUGA